AUGAAUGGGUGGUGGCGUGGUUCCCAAGGUAGUGAGUAUGGCGGCACGGGUAUGCGCAGGGCGGGCCUCUUUAGUGGUAUUGCGUUCCGUUAUCUUGCGGUCAUCAGUCUCUCGGAACGGGUUGCGGGGCCCGGAGGCGAUACACCGGAACUGUCACCGCUGUAUACGGCACAUAGGACGGGCACGUCCCCGUGUGUGGCAGAGUCGCUUGACGUGUACCGUCACUCACAUAUCCUCGUCAUCGCCUCUGCCUCCUGA
Messenger RNA from Arctia plantaginis, 258 nucleotides. NCBI's taxonomy places the organism in Eukaryota, Metazoa, Arthropoda, Insecta, Lepidoptera, Erebidae. The record is from the annotation of a GenBank genome assembly.